UUCAUGUUCUUCCGAAUCCUAGUUCUCUUUUUCACCACCGCCACCAUUGUGCUUCUGGCAUGGUCGUUGGUUGGCUGCUAUAAAAACGAAAGCUAUCUCACCAACAAUUAUCUCAUCAGCUUGCAGGUCUCGAACUUAAACCUUUCCACGCUUUUUGAAGAUACGUCAUUUUUCUCCAAGCGUGAUAGCUUGAUAUCUGAGGCCCAGGCUGUAGCUGCCACGGCCUCGAUUCCAGACUCCAUCGCCACACUUGUUUCCGAAAUCUCGGGUGAUUUCUCAUCCGCCCUUAAUGAUAUCAUCGCUUCUGCCAGCCCUUCUGAUUUGGGUCUUUCAGAUAUGUAUUCGGUGGGCUUUUACGGAUACUGCAAAGGGGAACUCACGGGCAAUGUGACGGACUACUCCUCUGAGCUUGGCGAACUCGGCAAACAAUUUCGAAAUGACAAUGUCAACUACACAUAUUGUUCAGCUCCUGAAUUUGGAUACAAGCUUGAUCCUUUGGCCCUUAUCAAGCACGAGAUGAUGGAACAAAUCCAAAAUUAUGGAGAUGGCUUGGCCACUUUGAGCCCCGGGCUCUCCGAUUUGUUUAUCUCUGAGUUGCUGACCGUGGCAUCCUCGUUGACAUACGAAAACUUGGGCCUUCCGGGCAAUUUGAAGCAGGAUCUCGGAAUGCUCAACAGCGUGACCAUUGCCGGGUUUUCUCUUAUUUUUGCGGGAGCCUGUCUAUCAUUCGUGUCGUUUGCUUUCCAGAUGGUGGGUCUUUGCUGCUCACCUGGAAAUAUGUGUUUGUCAUUGUGCAACUUCUUGCUCAUGUUUCUUGUGGCAUUGAUCGUCAUCAUUGGCUCGGGGCUUACUACAGGUGUCUUUUUGUAUGUAAGGAACACUGUGAAUCAAGACCUAGAUGAUUUUGGGGUCAAAACAUACUUGUCCCAGCAAUUCUAUGCGUUUGCCUGGAGUGCUGCAGUGUCGGCGUUGAUGUUUGUUGUUUUGAGUAUCAUUGGAUAUUGCUGCGGAUGUUUUCAUCCACGUCAUAGAAAGCCCAACAGAAGCGAGCCGGAGGUGUGGUAUGACCACAAGAUGUGA
Molecule: messenger RNA, 1080 nt
Organism: Metschnikowia bicuspidata var. bicuspidata NRRL YB-4993
Lineage: Eukaryota; Fungi; Ascomycota; Pichiomycetes; Serinales; Metschnikowiaceae
Exons: 2
Biological process (GO): fungal-type cell wall organization
Cellular component (GO): cell cortex of cell tip; plasma membrane
Source: RefSeq, a predicted model, not a curated record